Messenger RNA from Chironomus riparius, 1385 nucleotides. Lineage: Eukaryota; Metazoa; Arthropoda; Insecta; Diptera; Chironomidae. The record is from the annotation of a GenBank genome assembly.
UGUUGAUGUUUUGGGGAAAAAAUCUCCUUGUUCAGUUUUUCAUGAAAAAAUUUACCUAAUUGAAUUUUUUCAAGUUCAUUGUUACUUUGAUAAGUUUAUGAACAUGGCUGAAGGUCCAUCAAAAUCAUUGUCAACAAAGUCACUCGAAAGUGAUGAAGAAUUUCGUGAUUUUUGUGAAAAUUUUAUUUUUUCCGGCUGCGACCAAUGUUUCAUCUGUAAUGGCUUCUACGGUCCCAACUUCUCUCAACCAAUCUGCGGUGUCUGUCACUCAUUUGUCUUCCAUAAUGAAGAUGAGAUUGAAAUUGAAAAUCACAAUUUGACAAAAUUUUCUGACGAUGAUGAAGAAGACAGUGGAAAUGAAGAAAUGCCAAACCAACAAGAAUUUGACGACAGCAGUGAAGUUGAAAGUGUAAAUAUGAAUUUUCUCAAUCGCCGUUUAAAUGUUGACCCACCGCGUGACGUUGCUGAAUUUGUUGAUUUAUUAAGUCGUCCCCGACUCGAGCAACGCGACGUGAUUCAUAAUGAAAUUGUUGAAACACUUCCAGUUGAGAUCCUUUUGAAAAUUUUCUCAUAUCUUGAUGACAUAUCAUUAUGGACGUGUAGUGAGGUAUGCAAAAAAUGGCGAACAAUUUUGUCACGAAACAUCCCACAAGCGUUUUGGAAGCGAUAUUUAAAGGAACGAUUUCCACUUUAUCAACAAAUUUCAGCAGUCACAAAUUGGAUGCAAAUGUAUUGCGCACUUAUGUCUGCAUGCUUUUGUAGGAUUUGUCUUGUUCAAAUGGCAAACAAGACUCCAAUUCAAGGUGGCAUAAAUCAUUUGAGAGCAAGGAGACUCAGAAAUGACAUUAGAUCAAUCGCACAAGAAGGUUCCACAGGAAUUGAUGCUUUACCACUUGAUGCACAAGAAACACACUGGCAGGCAUCGAUUAUUGGACCAACAAAUUCACCAUAUGAAGGUGGAAAGUUCUUCCUGUACAUUCGAUUUCCAUACAACUACCCAAUGAGUCCACCCCAUUGUAGAUUUUUAACAAAAAUUAUUCAUCCAAAUGUGAGUCGACAUGGCGACUUAGGAAUUGACAUAAUUCAGCAUAAUUGGUCAAUUUCAAUCACAAUAUCAAAACUUCUUCUAUCAGUACAAAGCUUACUGACUGACCCAUUUACAGAAAUUUGUAUGGAACCAGAAAUCGGAAAACUUUAUGAGAAUGAGACUGCUAAAUUUAAUGCCCUCGCAAGGCAUUGGACGUGGAAGUAUGCAAUGAUUGAGGUUUUACCACCGAAUGCUUUUAUAAAUUAAAAACUGACUAAAAUAAAGAAACAUAAGUUAAGGCUGUAAAUAUGUAAUAUUAUAUAUUUUUGAAAUAAAUGAAUAAAUGAAUAAAUUAGCG